CGGUCUUCCUCCUCUUCGGCUUGUUUUAAAGAUGGCGGCGCAGCUAGACGCCGCAGACAGCUCAGUGUUUUUCGCGCCGCUGUGUGGUUUUGCCGCCGUUAAUCCCGAGCAGAGAGCUUCGGUUUGACGUCAUGAGAAGCGGGUUACCGCGUGCGGUUACCGGAUGCCUCGUGUGAACCGGACAGCCGUGUUAUCGCUGCUGAUCGUCAGCAGCUCCGUGUUCCUGCUGUUCCAGCUCUAUUACUACCGGAAAUACGUCAGCAAGCCCGGCCCUCACAUCCUGAGCCGAACAGGUCACCUGAGCGCCAAUGACGUCCAAUGGCAGACGGUGAAGCUGUUUCUGGCGGUAGCGCAGCGCUUCGGCCUCCCGCUCUUCCUCAUUGACACUGCCGCGCUCACGCUGCUUUCCCAGGAUGCAUUGCGGCAGCGCGACAGGCUGGUGCGUGAGCCGCACUGCAGCUUCCUGUGCACCGGCCGACCAGUCACGUCCUUUGCUCUGCACGCCAACCUGUGGAAGUAUGACCCCGGCUUCCUAUUGGCUGCAGAACAAAAAGGCUUCGACCUGCUGGAGCUGCGAGGAGAGGACCCGCGACUGGCCAGUCUGGACACCCUAUCGGGAGAGGCAAUCCCAUUGCACUUCCUGUUCCGCCUCCAUGGUUACAUUAUCCAGGUAGUGUUCUUGUAUGAGCGCAGCGGGAACUACCUGUGGCACGGAGCGUUACGCCUUAAAGCCGACAUGGACCGAAGCUUUGCUCCCUUCAAACUGCUCGACUACGGACGCCACGCUGGAGCUUACGACAGGCCCGAACUUGUCCUGACGGUGCUGGAUGGCCUCGAUGUUCGAAUCCCGCACAACGUUUCCCGCUUUCUGUCUGAGCAGCGACACGCCCACUUCCUGGAGUGCCGUUACCGUGACGCACGCAACUUCCUGCAGCUCUACCCUGAUGACUCGUCUCCGGAGGCGGUGGAUUUUAGGAGAAAAGUGAAGUCGUUGCUUCAUUUGGCCGCUCGAACACUCGCUCACCUCGACAUCCCCUUCUGGCUCAGCAGUGGCACCUGUCUGGGCUGGUUCAGGCAGUGCAGUAUUAUCUCAUACAGUCGUGACGUUGAUAUCGGGAUUUUCAUCGCAGACUUCAGGUGGGACAUCGUGGCAGCGUUCAGGGACGCCGGUCUGCCACUCAAACACAAGUUUGGAAAGGUGGAGGACAGUCUGGAACUUUCCUUCCUGAGUGACGACGUCAAACUGGACAUUUUCUUUUUCUACGAAGACGGAGACAUUGUGUGGAAUGGAGGAACGCAGGCGAAGAGUGGCAGGAAGUUCAAGUACGAGUUCCCGCGGUUCUCGCUCUGCUGGGCGGAGCUUCUGGAGCUGAAGGUUCGAGUCCCGUGUGAAACACUCGACUACGUGACAGCGAACUACGGCGCCACCUGGAGCGUCCCAGUUAGGAGCUGGGACUGGAAGUCGUCGCCUAGUAACGUGCAGGAAAAUGGGAUGUGGCCUCCAGCGGAGUGGGCGGAGCUUAUUCAGGUUUACUGAGCAUAAACAGACUGAUGUCACCAUGGCAACAGACGGCCUCCAUUUGAGUCCAGUGGAGUCGAUACGUUAUUGAUCUAUGGAGUAGUUAUCGAUCUAUGGAGCAGUUAUUGAGCAGUUAUCGAUCUAUGGCUGGAGUAGUUAUCGAUCUAUGGAGCAGUUAUUGAUCUAUGGAGUAGUUAUCGAUCUAUGGAGCAGUUAUCGAUCUAUGGAUGGAGCAGUUAUCGAUCUAUGGAUGGAGUAGUUAUCGAUCUAUGGAGCAGUUAUUGAGCAGUUAUCGAUCUAUGGCUGGAGUAGUUAUCGAUCUAUGGAGCAGUUAUUGAUCUAUGGAGUAGUUAUCGAUCUAUGGAGCAGUUAUCGAUCUAUGGAUGGAGCAGUUAUCGAUCUAUGGAUGGAGUAGUUAUCGAUCUAUGGAGCAGUUAUUGAUCUAUGGAGCAGUUAUUGAUCUAUGGAGUAGUUAUCGAUCUAUGGAGCAGUUAUCGAUCUAUGGAUGGAGCAGUUAUCGAUCUAUGGAUGGAGUAGUUAUCGAUCUAUGGAGCAGUUAUUGAUCUAUGGAGCAGUUAUCGAUCUAUGGAUGGAGUAGUCAUCGAUCUAUGGAGCAGUUACUGUAGAACAACUAUUUGUAAAUGUGUGUAUCUCAAUGUGUGUGUGUAAUCAGAUUCAUAAUGUGUAAAUGCAGACCUACAUAUUAAUGUCUGAGCAGUGUAUUUGCUCCAAGAGUUGGAAACGAUGAUCAGUUCAGGUCCCAUGGAGGCCAGGCUGACGAGGUUUUCUUGCCGGUUUUGGUUCCUGGCACGCCGCAGCUAACCCUGCCAUGACCCUGCUCAGGCCUUCAGAGGCACGCAGACGCCUGACCUCCAUCUCUCCUACCCCCCCCGACAGAUCUAUGUACAUAUAUGUAUAAAUCUGAUCACAGACGAGUUAGUUACUCAAACUCUCUGCUCACAUUUGUGAAUAUUGUAACAAUAACGGCUCCAUGUAUUGCCUGUUGUCAAUGUUAUUGAUCUCUGAUCACAGUCAAUCAGUUCAAAUGUGAAUAAAUAUCAAAGCUCACGCAACUGAAUGGAAAUAAACAACUAAAAUGUGUUUAUUGAAUCUCCCUGAGUAUUAAUUAUUACCGUAAAACUUCAGAACAAAACAGCCCAGGCCUUUAUUGGGGACAGGCCUUUAAUUCCUUCAGCACAGAUGGAAGUUCUCUGCUGCUUCUCUUCAGUUUGUUCAGUAAAUUUGACGACUAUCAGGUAACUUACGGUAAAUUUCAGGUCGUUCUUUUUCCUCUGACACUGAACGUGAACAGUAAACAGACAGCAAACAGACUGAUAUUGGGGACCCUGCUUUUACUGGAAGUUUAACAGUAUUAUUGAUGCAGAUGAGACAUGAAGAAAGGUUUUUCUCAUAACUUUUAUUUGUUGUACUUGUUUGUUAUUUUACAUUAAUAGAGAAUUAAUACUUAUGUAAAUAAAUGUUUGAAUGAUUUUAUAAAAACUCCAGUUUGUCUUCAAACAUAUUUCUCAUUUUGUCCUGAAAUCAAACCUCACAACGUUUGUGUUUCACAGAAAAAUAAUUAUUCUAAUAAAAUGUUUUUAUUUAA
Molecule: messenger RNA, 3125 nt
Organism: Dicentrarchus labrax (European seabass)
Lineage: Eukaryota; Metazoa; Chordata; Actinopteri; Moronidae
Gene: fktn
Product: fukutin
Exons: 10
Coding region: 164-1537 (457 amino acids)
Cellular component (GO): Golgi membrane
Source: RefSeq, a predicted model, not a curated record